UUGCUGAUCAGUUGCUGCACAAACUCACAGACGAGAGUCUUUACCCGGCUGUAACGCAGAUCUUUAUCUCUGUACUUUGACAUGCAGAGUAGAGCAGAUCAUAACGGAAAGAAACAGAGCGAAGAACAAUAGAACAGAGGAGUCCAUAUCUUGCAUCGACGCUUCGCUACAGUGCGAAGCUAUUUAGAGCAACUACACUACAGGUAAUACUUUCUCUCACCUGAAGCACUGAUGGCUGGCAGUGUGUGUGUCACUGUGACUCUCCUCAUGUGUGUUCUUGGAGGCCAUGCGCUGGACCUGCUGAGGGUGACUACAACAUCAGGGGAUCCUCCCUCCACUUUAACAAUGCGUUGCUGGUGCGCGAGCUACCCAAAUGUGACUCUUUGCUCCUGGCCUGAACCCUCUCACUCCCCGCCGACACACUAUGUUGCCACCUACAGUGAGAGACUCAGACAGCCGGUCACCAAGCGGUGCCAUCUCAUCCAACCCAACUCUUCAUCCUCUGAUCUGAUUUCAGCAUCGUCAUCCUCAUCUCAACGGCUCUGGCACUGCCUCCUGCCCAACCUGAAGCUUCUCACUGACUACAUCAUCAAUGUCACGGCAGUUUAUUCUGGUGGAAGCAGCUCCCAUCUAUCAAGUUUCAUGUUGGAGGAUAUAGUGAAGCCAGAUCCCCCCGUGGAUGUCCGAGUUUCCCCUCAUGGUGUCAGAAACCUGUUGGUGGAAUGGUCUCCUGCCCCAACUUGGGCCAACCUGAACAUCUUCCCUCUAAAAUACCAGAUACUGUACAAGUGGGAAAACAGGGGCACCCCAAAGUCUGUCAAACUGGGUCCGUUCGAGAGCACCAUGGUUGAGCUGAAGGGGCUGACCCAAGGAAGGAUGUACCAGUUCCAGGUGUGCGCGAAGGAGCUGCUGGGUCUGGGCGAGUGCAGCAACUGGAGCUCGCCUGUAAAAGUCACCGUGCCAGGAACGAAAUCGUAGAGACUCUCACUUCCUGUUUCAUGUAACCUUCUCCUUUCAAGCUACCAGUGAAGUAAAGCUAAAAACCUGCACACGGGUCUUUUAACUACACCAGCAAUGCAAACAAAAGUUAUUUAUAUUUAGUUUUAUUUAAAAAUGAAUCAAUUGAAAUGAUCUGUACAGUGUUUUUAUAUACUGUAUAACUUUGUCCGUCUGAGUUAGAAACAUUGUGAUAAUCUGCCAAGCUGUCUGAGAGUAUGAUCCUUUUCAGUUUAUGACAUUUUAAGACAUAUUUUUUUAUAUAUUUUAGUCAUUGUGUGACAGCUCCACAUGUGUGUGAAACAUUUAAUAAAAUCAAAGCAUUCAUAUUGAA
Molecule: messenger RNA, 1330 nt
Organism: Cottoperca gobio
Lineage: Eukaryota; Metazoa; Chordata; Actinopteri; Perciformes; Bovichtidae
Gene: ebi3
Product: Epstein-Barr virus induced 3
Exons: 6
Coding region: 232-978 (248 amino acids)
Molecular function (GO): protein binding
Source: RefSeq, a predicted model, not a curated record